GGUUCUUGAACACUAUCCAAACUAGGAGCUGCUCCUGAGCGCCAAAAAUGCGCAAAUAACAUGAAAAACAUCGUCUGCAACCCACUGACAACCUUGUCAACUGAUUGUCAAAUCUCCCAACGUGAUUGAAAUCCGGCAAUUUCACGCUUUCCACUGUUUUCUCAAUAAAACCUAGCCCCGUUGUUUAUCAAGUGCUACCUAGAGCUCCGCAACAAUGCAGCCACAAAUUGUUCUUCUCAAAGAGGGUACCGAUUCGUCGCAGGGAAAGCCGCAAUUGAUUUCCAAUAUCAAUGCCUGCCAGUCGAUUGUUGAUGCCGUUCGGACCACGUUAGGGCCGAGGGGAAUGGACAAGUUGAUCGUGGUUAAAAAUGGCAAGGCGACCAUUUCCAACGAUGGGGCCACUAUAAUGAAGCUUUUGGAUGUGGUGCAUCCGGCGGCGAAAACCCUGGUUGAUAUCGCCAAGUCACAGGACGCCGAAGUUGGAGAUGGUACCACUAGUGUGGUACUUUUGGCUGGGGAGUUUUUGAAACACAUCAAACCCUAUGUGGAGGAGGGAGUGCAUCCGAGAGUCAUCAUCAGAUCCAUCCGAAAAUGUCUGCAGUUGUGCCUUGAGAAGAUCAACGAAAUUUCGAUCAAAAUCAACAAAUCGAAUGCGACAGAAUUCCGCUCCUUGUUGGAAAAAUGCGCCGCAACUGCCAUGAGCUCAAAGCUGAUCAGCCAGCAGAGAGUGUUUUUCUCCAAGAUGGUUGUAGAUGCAGUUCUACUCCUCGAUGAACUUCUCCCUUUGAACAUGAUUGGCAUUAAAAAGGUCCAGGGUGGCGGCCUGGAAGACUCCAUGCUAGUGGCCGGAGUUGCCUUCAAGAAAACCUUUUCCUAUGCAGGCUUUGAGAUGCAGCCCAAGGUUUAUAAAAACUGCAAAAUCGCCCUGCUGAACAUCGAGCUCGAAUUGAAAGCGGAAAGAGACAAUGCAGAAGUCCGCGUUGAUAACGUGAAAGAGUAUCAGCAGAUUGUAGAUGCUGAAUGGAACAUUUUGUACGGGAAGCUGCAGAAAAUUCACGAAAGUGGGGCCAAUGUGGUGCUCUCCAAGUUGCCCAUUGGUGAUGUGGCUACUCAAUUCUUUGCUGAUCGGGACAUGUUCUGCGCUGGACGCGUUCCCGAAGAGGACCUGAAACGGACUCUGAAAGCUUGCGGAGGGGCUGUAAUGACCACAGCGCACGAUCUGAAAGACUCAGUAUUAGGCAAAUGCGAUCUGUUCGAAGAACGGCAGAUUGGAGGCGAGAGAUUUAACUUCUUCAGGGGCUGCCCGAAUGCGAAAACUUGCACCCUGAUUCUGAGGGGCGGCGCCGAACAGUUUUUGGAGGAAACCGAACGUUCUCUGCACGACGCCAUCAUGAUAGUCCGAAGAACUAUUAAAAGCGAUGCUGUUGUUGCUGGUGGUGGUGCCAUUGAAAUGGAACUCUCGAAAAUGCUGCGUGACUACUCGAGGACAAUCGCCGGAAAGGAACAGCUGUUGAUCAGCGCUAUCGCGAAAGCGCUAGAAAUCAUUCCAAGGCAGUUAUGCGAUAAUGCAGGUUUCGAUGCCACCAAUAUUCUGAACAAGUUGCGCCAGAAGCACGCUCAGGGGCAGUGUUGGUACGGGGUGGACAUCAAUCAGGAGGACAUCAGCGACAAUUAUGCGCUGUGCGUUUGGGAGCCCGCCAUCAUCAAGAUCAACGCCUUAACUGCCGCUACUGAGGCUGCAUCUUUGAUUCUUUCCGUCGAUGAGACGAUUAAAAAUCAAACGUCUGGAGGAGAUCAGCAGCCGCAAAUGGGCCGCGGAAUGGGACGACCCAUGUAACAAACAUAUUGCUAGAAUUUUCGUACUAAAGUUUGGAUAAUUUUUUUCUUUUAUGAAUGAAGAGCUUCUGUGGAAGUUGUUGGUGGACAACAAAUUCCAUUGUAGCAUUUCACCUACGUCUGAUUUUUAGUGUUCUGUAUUACAAGCUGCUUAAUUAAUAAAUGAUUAAUACAAAA
This is a messenger RNA of Dendroctonus ponderosae (mountain pine beetle), 2013 nucleotides long. RefSeq names its product T-complex protein 1 subunit eta (gene CCT7). Lineage: Eukaryota; Metazoa; Arthropoda; Insecta; Coleoptera; Curculionidae. Gene Ontology annotation, molecular function: ATP binding; ATP-dependent protein folding chaperone; ATP hydrolysis activity. Gene Ontology annotation, cellular component: chaperonin-containing T-complex. The record is from RefSeq and is a predicted model, not a curated record. Bases 215 to 1837 code for a protein of 540 amino acids. Gene Ontology annotation, biological process: protein folding. The transcript has 4 exons.